UUGGGUCGAGAUCCAUCAUCUAACACCCACAGGACACGGUCUGGUCUACUCAUUCACACAACGAGGUCACAUUCUCUCUCUCUCUCUCUACCUUUCUCUCUCUAAAACUCUCCUUCCAUCGAUCGAUUUGUGUAUACGACAUUGCGUGUUUUCCGAUCUCAAUUCUCUCGUUUCUUGCGAUUCUAUCUCCCUAAUUUCUGAAUCCACCUGUUCCUGUUCUUAUAGAUGCAUAAUCAUAUCCUUUCAAUCGUUUGAUCUGAGCUGUUAUUAUUGAUUCAUGAUUAGUUAAUUACAUCCGAUUAAACGAGAUUAUAGAUUAAUUAGCUGGAUUUGUUGAUUACUAAUUGAUUUCGUUGCAUUUUGGAUCUGUUUAGAUUGAAUUAUUUGAAUGUAAACGCUGGUUUUGAUGUACAUGUAAUCAUUUUUGUGAUUAUUAGUUAGUGAGAGAAACAAUUGUGGUUGUAUGAUUGAUAUUUAACUGGAAGAUUCAGAAUCUGGUGAGAAUUUAGGGUUUGGAAUUGGAGAAUUGAAAAAACUGUGGUUUUGGGGGGUGAAUUUGGAGAAUUAGGGUUACACAAACACGAAGGUUUUGGGGGGUGAAUUUGAAAGCGGUUGUCACGGAUUCGUUAAUCGAAAAUAGGGGGUUUGGUUGUGCCGCGGGACUGGAGUGCUUGUUGAAUAUUGUCAGGGCCCUACGGAUGGGGUCCUGCUUAUCGGGAGAAAGCAGGAGCCCUCACCCAAGCUCCCCGACAACGCCGAGUUUUGGGGUUAAGAAACGGAGAAACUCGAAGAGAAGAACGUCGAGGAGUUCUUCGUUUAAUACGCAUAGGGAAGAUCAUUUGCAUAGGAUUCCGGGGAGGAUGUUUCUGAAUGGGUCUAGUGAAGUUGCUUCGUUGUUUACUCAACAAGGCAAAAAGGGUACUAAUCAAGAUGCCAUGAUUGUUUGGGAGAAUUUCGGGUCAAGAUCAGACACGAUCUUCUGUGGUGUGUUUGACGGUCAUGGACCGUUUGGCCACAUGGUUGCUAAGAGAGUGAGGGACUCACUCCCCUUGAAAUUAAGUGCAAAUUGGGAAGUCAAUACAAAGGGCAGUAACGAUGUCCUUCGGGAGAUCACCCUUAGCGAAGAAACGAGCUUUAAUUCUGAGGAUUCCCAGGCUCUUUUAGACCUUGAAAUUAGUAAAAACCCUGAGAAAUUGCAAGUGUUAAAAGACUCGUUUUUGAAGGCUUUUAAAGUCAUGGAUAGGGAAUUAAGGAUGUAUGCUAAUAUUGACUGCUUUUGUAGCGGGACGACAGCUGUAACAUUGAUCAAACAGGGUCAGGAUCUUAUAAUUGGAAAUAUUGGGGACUCAAGAGCUAUAUUGUGCACUAAAGAUAAAAACAAUUCUCAUGUUGCAGUUCAGUUGACUGUGGAUCUUAAACCAAAUCUUCCAGCGGAAGCAGAACGGAUCCGUAAAUGCAGAGGUCGUGUUUUCGCCCUUCAUGAUGAACCUGAUGUCACUCGAGUUUGGCUACCUAAUAAUGACUCUCCGGGUUUAGCCAUGGCUCGUGCUUUUGGGGAUUUUUGCCUCAAAGAUUUUGGUCUCAUCUCUGUCCCUGAUAUCUUUUAUCGACGUUUAACCGAAGACGACCAGUUUGUUGUCUUGGCAAGUGACGGGAUUUGGGAUGUGCUCACAAACAAAGAAGUUGUAGACAUCGUAGCGUCUGCCGAGUCACGUUCAGGUGCAGCUCGAGCAGUGGUCGAGUCAGCAGUGCGUGCAUGGAGGUACAAAUACCCCACCUCAAAAGUUGACGACUGUGCAGUCGUUUGCCUUUUUCUUACACCACACUCAAAUAACAUCUCAACUGCUUCCACACUUGAUCAUGUUGACAAAAACGAGCCGAUCUUAAAACCUAGUGGUACAGUCCGAACCAGUGACGGGGUUCCAGGAGAUGACGAUUUGGCGGAUGACAACGUAGAUGAGGAGGAUCCGGCAACUGUGAAUGGCGACGGUGGGAUAGACUGGUCCGCCCUUGAAGGCGUGUCUCGUGUCAAUACAUUGUUAAAUUUGCCGCGCUUUGAGCCGAAUGAGUCCGAGAAACAAACACCGGAACAGAAGAAGACGAAUUGAGGUCAGGUUUCGGUUGCAAUUUUUGUGUUGUUUUGUUAGUCGCUUUUAUUGUUUUUGAUUUGUUUGAAAGAAAAAAAAAAAACAAAGCCUCGACUUUAUUAGAGUGUUGGGGGAAAAAUGUUAAUUUAGUGAGACAAUUCUCUUUGGGUAUAUUUUACUACAAUUUUUGUUAUAUGUUAAAAUGAAACAAUAUGUAAUGUGAGUUUUUAUUUAUUCCAUCGUUUGAUUUUAUGCUGUAA
This is a messenger RNA of Helianthus annuus (common sunflower), 2347 nucleotides long. Its product is annotated as probable protein phosphatase 2C 33. The record is from RefSeq and is a predicted model, not a curated record. NCBI's taxonomy places the organism in Eukaryota, Viridiplantae, Streptophyta, Magnoliopsida, Asterales, Asteraceae. Bases 699 to 2108 code for a protein of 469 amino acids. The transcript has 5 exons. Gene Ontology annotation, molecular function: protein serine/threonine phosphatase activity. Gene Ontology annotation, biological process: protein dephosphorylation.